This is a messenger RNA of Aspergillus brunneoviolaceus CBS 621.78, 1352 nucleotides long. RefSeq names its product 4-hydroxybenzoate octaprenyltransferase. Gene Ontology annotation, molecular function: 4-hydroxybenzoate polyprenyltransferase activity. Gene Ontology annotation, cellular component: mitochondrial inner membrane. The transcript has a single exon. Gene Ontology annotation, biological process: ubiquinone biosynthetic process. Lineage: Eukaryota; Fungi; Ascomycota; Eurotiomycetes; Eurotiales; Aspergillaceae. The record is from RefSeq and is a predicted model, not a curated record. Bases 227 to 1150 code for a protein of 307 amino acids.
UCUUGAUCUGCGCCGGUAGUUCCAUGAUUGAGAGAAACAUGUGAAUUCGUCCUUGUUGAAUUUCAGGUCUAGUGGAACAAGCCACCCUGAAAGACAAUUCUACCAGAGGAGUAUAUCUACGCGGCGAGCCUUUCGGCCUGUCGAGAUUGACCGUUCGUCAACAGCAUGUCAGGAGUAUGAUUGCUAUUUCUCACCAUCAGAUCAUGCGCAUGAUUUUGUUCCAUGAAUGACAAUGUCGCUCCCAUCUUGGAGAUUGUAUCUCGAGCUCACGCGCCUGAAUCAUCCUCUCGAUGCAAUUGUGAUCUACCUGCCAUGCGCUACCGGUGUCGUCCACGCUGCCGUUGUCUCCCACCGGCAGACCCUUCCUCUGUCCCUAGUACUUCAAUGCCUGAUCGGAUGGCUCCCGAUAUCGGUGCUCCAGACGAGCUUCGCAAACACCAUCAACGAUAUCCUCGACCAAGACCUGGACCGGAAGGUGUCUCGGUGCCGGAAUCGGCCUCUGGCCCGGGGAGCUCUGUCCACGACCCAAGCCAGUCUCUUCGCUGCGAUCCAAGCGGUAACGCUCGUUCUUCUCUCCAUAUGGGCUCUUCCCGGCGCCUCUCGCAUCUAUCCCAUCGCGGCUGUUGUCAGCAGCUGUAUUUACCCCUUUGGGAAGCGCAUCACCAACUAUCCGCAGGCCAUUCUCGGGGCCGUGUUCGCCGCAGGCUUCCUCUGGGGGUACGAGUCCACUGGGCUGCGCCUGGCACCUCAGGCUCCGAUGGUGAAGAUCUCCGCGGGCAGCAUGAUGGGCGUUCUGUGCUUGUGGGUCGUGAUGCUCGACGUGAUCUACGCAUUUCAGGACGUCGCGGAUGAUCCCCGCGCCGGGGUCCGGAGCAUGAGCGUGCGAUUCCAGAACUCGAGUCGAUGGCUCCUUACGGUUUUGGGGACCAUGUACAUGAUACUUCUCUUGGUGAGUGGGGUUGCUGCCAGUCUGGGCCGGAAUUUUGUGGUUGUUGCGGGAUGCGCGGCGACAACUCUCGUCGUUAAUCUGUGCUGGGUGGGUGUCACAUCUAGGGCGAGUUGCCGGUGGAGGUUCAGGCGGGGGCUUCCGUUGAUGGCGGGGAUUGUGUUUUUGGGUCUGUUUGGGAUCGCGUGUCUGAGGGGUUCGUAGGUGGCACAGCUGCUGCGUCAACAUGUUCGGUGUCGUCGGUGUAGAAUACAUGCACCUGCAGCUCUCUGCAACUGCGUUCCUGGUCUAGGGCAGCAAUGGAAACAGAACUCUUUGAAAUGCUAUAUACCUUUAUCGCGAAACCAACCUGCACCAUCGUAUACAAUCAGCACAUAUGCUAUACCACAACAAUGGACUCCUCACC